AUGACUGGGAAACGGCAUCAUCGGACAACCUCCAUCGCAUCGCCAUGCGUCGCGAUGCUGAACCUCAGGAGUGAUCAUGGCCACGAAAGAGCCGGUGAUCUGUCCAGUGAGCGUGCUGUCAUCGUUCGAGGCGGCCUAGAUCCUGCUCCCUCUAUCCUGUUGGUCUGUGUCCGUUUCAAGGGUAAGGCGUGGAGCAAGAACAGUCGCCACGAUCCCUACGAGGCCCCUCGCGUCUCGCCGGCCGCACGAUUCUUCAGCAGUAACGCCUCUGCAUUCUCCCUGUGUUGCAGGUGGAACCAUCAUGACAGGAUCGUGUCCGAGUCCCUCGUGGCCAUUUCUCCGUGCAAUUUUAUUGUUGCUGUCUUAGAUCGCUCUCGGUCUCUGCGACGUGAUUGUCGCAUCCAACCGACGCUGUGCUUGGGGUGCUUGGCGCAGUUAGUGACCGCACCUGACCCCAUCCCGACGUCGCAUGGCCGAGUCGAACUUCAGUCUUCAUCUUUAUCUACGUCCGCUUUUUUUGGAGACAGAGAAGAAUCAUUCAGCAGUAUCUUGACCACCCCUGACGAGUCCGUGGGCAGAGCUGACCAACGUGCCCCUUUACGACCCCGAUUCACCCCGGCGGAUGCUUGCAGUCCGCCUGUCUUGAUCCCCUAG
Paecilomyces variotii is the source of this 654-nucleotide messenger RNA. RefSeq lists its product as hypothetical. The transcript has a single exon. The record is from RefSeq and is a predicted model, not a curated record. Bases 1 to 654 code for a protein of 217 amino acids. NCBI's taxonomy places the organism in Eukaryota, Fungi, Ascomycota, Eurotiomycetes, Eurotiales, Thermoascaceae.